AUGAAUGAACCUAUUUUUCAUUACUAUGGCAACAAAGCAGGUGUGGAAGGAGCAGAUUAAAUUAAAUAAGUGAUAGAUGAUGCCACUCGAGGAUCUGAAUAUUACAAAAGAUAAUAGGAGAAACGAUAAUAAGUUCUGUAAAAAGUGAAUAAGAUGUAGAUGGAAUUGGACAGCUAUAAAAAUAAUGAACAAAAAAUCAAGGAAACCAAAGAGAUUAUUUAGAAUAAAGUGAAAGAAUUUUAAAUUAACACAGAUAGAAUUUGGGCGCAUUUUGAUAUGGAUAUGUUUUACGUAGCUUGUGAACUAUUGGACAAGCCAGAACUUAAAGACAAACCUGUUGCUGUAGGCUAAACUAUCGUUUCCACUGCAAAUUAUGUGGCUAGAAAAUUUGGUGUUAGAUCUGCUAUGCCAGGUUUUGUUGCAAAGAAGCUAUGUCCUGAAAUCAUCUUCAUUCCUUGUCAUUUCGAGAAAUAUAAGAGUGUUUCAAAUAUUUUUAUGACUAUCCUUAAAAAAUAUGACGAUAAUCUAGAAUCUAUGGGGUUGGAUGAGGCUAAUUUAGAUCUUACAGAAUAUAUAAAUAAUUCCCAAGAAGAUCCAGCAAUAUUAUGUGAAAACAUCAGAAAGGAUAUCCUCUUAGCAACACAACUCACAGCCAGUUGUGGAGUUGGCCCAAAUAAAAUGAUUGCUAAACUUGCCUCUGAAAUUAAUAAACCCAAUGGGUUGCAUGUUGUUGAAUAAUCUGCUACAGCAGUUCUCAAUUUCUUAGAAAAAUUGCCUAUAAGAAAGAUUCCUGGAAUUGGAAAUAUCACUGAGUAAAUAUUAAGUGGCUUAAACUUUAAUACUUGUAAGGAUGUCAGGGACAGAGCUGAUGAACUCUAUGUUAUCUUUACUCCUAAAACAUUUGAAUACAUUUUUUACUCUUGUUGGGGAGUGGCUAGGAACUAUCAUGUAGAAUUUGAAGAUUAACAUAGUAUAAGUUGUCAGCGAACAUUUUCUAGCAUAAGUACUUAAAGAGAAUUCGAAGAUAAAGUUGAUUAUAUUGCUGAAAAACUAGCAGAAGAAAUGUAAUCAGAAGAAAAAGUAGGAAAUCAUCUGACUUUGAUUAUCAAAACAUCCAAAUUUGAAAUUCGGAGUAAAUCAUUGUAACUUAAUUAAUAUACAAAUCAAGCUAAAUAAAUUGCUAUAUAUGGAAAACAAUUACUCAAAAUUAUGUAAUUAGAUGAACCAAUUAGAUUACUUGGGUUAAAAAUGAGUUCACUUGCAAAUGAAAAAUAAAUUCAAAAAUAAUCCAUAUCUACCUAUUUCAAAAGACAAAUUGAUAAAUCAAGUGGCUAAGAAAAUUUAGUGCCGUCCAUUAAAGGUUCAAAGUCUCAUCAAAUUACUGAGGAAAAUGACUCAUUCAAUAAAAUGUCACUUCAAUAGCAGGAGCAAUCUAAACCUGAUAUCCUAAGUGACGAUGAGGCUAGUAGUAUUAGUAAUUAGAUCUUAUCUGGAGUUAAUAGUAAAAGUCAUUAAUCCCAAUAACAGCAAUAAUAAUAUUAGUAAAAAUAGUAAGCGUAGCCGAAGUCCUUCCGUUGUCCAAUUUGUAAUAAAGAAAUUGAUUGCAAAGGAAAUAAUACUGUGUUAAAUAAGCAUAUAGACAGAUGCAUAACUUAAUAAAAUGUCAUAGUAGAAUAAUCAGAUGAGUCAAAUAGAAAUUUUUCAGGUUCAAAAAUCAAAGUUCCUUCAAAAAUUGAUAGCAAGGCUUAGAAGAGUUUUAACUUCUUUAAGAAAUGA
Messenger RNA from Paramecium tetraurelia, 1776 nucleotides. RefSeq lists its product as uncharacterized. Gene Ontology annotation, molecular function: damaged DNA binding; DNA-directed DNA polymerase activity. The record is from RefSeq and is a predicted model, not a curated record. The transcript has 2 exons. Gene Ontology annotation, biological process: error-prone translesion synthesis. Gene Ontology annotation, cellular component: nucleus. Lineage: Eukaryota; Ciliophora; Oligohymenophorea; Peniculida; Parameciidae.